This is a messenger RNA of Manihot esculenta (cassava), 1097 nucleotides long. Its product is annotated as phenylacetaldehyde reductase. The record is from RefSeq and is a predicted model, not a curated record. Gene Ontology annotation, molecular function: oxidoreductase activity, acting on the CH-OH group of donors, NAD or NADP as acceptor. Lineage: Eukaryota; Viridiplantae; Streptophyta; Magnoliopsida; Malpighiales; Euphorbiaceae.
UAAUUCAAAGAAAAAAUGAGUGGAGAAGGAAAGGUGGGUGUGACAGGAGGGUCUGGUUACAUAGCCUCCUGGCUAAUCAAAUUCUUGCUUCAAAGAGCUUACACUGUCAAGGCCACUGUUCGUAAUCCAAAUGAUCUGAAGAAAACUGCACACUUGCUUGCACUCGAGGGAGCCAAGGAAAGGCUUCACUUGCUCAAAGCUGAUUUAUUGCAAGAAGGAUCUUUUGAUGCUGCAGUUGAUGGUUGUGAAGCUGUUUUCCACACAGCUUCCCCUGUAUCUCUUCAAGCCAAUGCGGAUCCUCAGGCAGAACUAGUUGAUCCUGCAGUGAAGGGAACUCUAAAUGUUCUUCGAUCUUGUGCAAAAGUUCCUUCUAUCAAGAGAGUGAUUAUAACAUCUUCAUUCGCUUCUCUUCCAUACAAUGGAAAAAUUCUGGCCCCUGAUGUAGUUGUUGAUGAGACUUGGUUUUCAGAUCCAGCUGUUUGUGCAAAACGGAAGCUCUGGUAUCAACUUGGGAAAACGUUAGCUGAGCAGGCUGCUUGGGAAUUUGCAAAAAACAACAAGAUGGAUUUUGUUACAAUACAUCCAGUGUUUGUCCUUGGUCCUCUUUUGCAGCCAACUAUUAAUAGCUCAAUCGAGAUACUUUUCAAUCUCAUAAAUGGAGGAGCUCAAGAGUAUCCUGAUGCAUAUUAUAGAUCCAUCGAUGUGAGAGAUGUUGCAUAUGCACAUAUUCAAGCUUUGGAGAUUCCUUCAGCUAGUGGCAGAUAUUGUUUAAUUGAAAGCGACGUUCACUUCUCUGAGGUUCUGAAGAUUGUGCAGCAACAUUAUCUUACAUUGCACCUUCCAAAAAAAUGUGGCUCCGGAUUGAAUUACUUAACAAAGUCUGGGGUAUCCAAGGAAAAAGCGAAAACUUUGGGUAUUGACUUCAUUCCUUUGGAGGUUAGUUUGAAGGACACUAUUGAAAGCUUGAAGGAGAAGGGCUUCCUCAGCAUUUGAUUUUUGCUGUUGGAUGAAAAGCAAUGGAAAUUGUUGACUGAUGAGACUUUUUUACUUAAGUUUUAUUUAAUGUUUUGUUUAUGUUGAGAAUUUGAAUCAUAAUA